GCAGGAAGAAGUUUCAAAACUCAGUACAACCCUGAACCAAACAAAAUAUAUUCUUUUCAUUUAUAAGGUUGCUUUAAUCUCAAUGAUCAUAAUAAACAAGAUGCAUUUAUAAGGUUGCUUUUAUUGUAUAGAUGCUGAAAUCGGCAGACAUUUCAGGACAAAGGAUUGACUGAUCACUGACUGCAGACCUUCUCUGUGUCCUUAUUACUGGCAUCUCUUCUGUGCUGGGCGAGCUGUGACAUGUCUGUGUCUUCGUGCUCAGACAAUGCAAUAUGGAGCCUCUUUUGGAUCCCCCAUGGGAGGGAACCAAUACCAAGGAAACAGCAUCCUCAGAACUAUAUCUUGCGGGUAAGAAGCUCAACCUGUAUGUCUAUCCGGAUGGAUGUAAACGGUUCCUCCAGCUGACAGAUGAGCAAAGCCCCCAACUUCUGCAGGUGGAAUUAAUCCGAUUAUGUAGCAAUGACAUACUGAUUACUCAGGCGGUGUCUACUCUACCCAUCUUCCGUGGGCUUCAGUACCUGCUUCUGAGAGGUGAACAGAGACAGAAUGAGACAGGUGAAAUCUGCCAUGGUCUUCUAACCACUCUUCCAUCUGAACUAGGGAAUCUCUCAAACCUUUUACACUUGGAUCUCAGUUAUAACAAUUUCACAGAGCUUCCACCUUGUGUGACUUCCCUUUCUCGUCUGUCAGAACUCAUCAUCAGCUUCAAUCAACUAAAUACACUCCCAGAUGCCAUCACUGAGCUUGAGAACUUGAAGGUGCUCUCUGUCAUGUCCAAUCAGUUGACCCAACUCCCCUUAGCAAUUGGGCAAUUGAAAAACCUGGAGAGGCUGUAUUUGUCUGAGAACAAAUUGGAGUCUUUGCCACAAGAUAUUGGGGAACUGCAAAGAUGCAUUGAACUAGACAUAUCUGGAAAUAACCUUAGAAGAUUGCCAGAAACAAUAUGUCAUUUGCUAGCCAUAAAGAAGCUUUAUCUAUGUAGCAAUUCACUUGUUGCUGUACCAGAGAGUCUGGGCCGACUACCUCAUCUGUUGUUACUAGACCUAAGGAACAAUCAUUUGCGUUGUGUGACUGAUGAAAUCAGAAAGUUUGGACGCCUGGAAGGAAACCCUAUAGGGUUACCAGAACCCUCUUCUUCAGAUGAAGAUGAUGUAUCUAAGCUGGAAUUAACAGAACUCCGUCUAAAUGCUGGCCAGAGCAGUUUUUCAGUCACCCCUGCUGGUUGCAGAGUUUUCAUUCCCAGAGGCCCUAACCUCUACUUUCCUCCUGGAGCCGUCUCUUUUACAGUCACCAUUCACUUCCAAAUAUUGCCCCCUGAUUCUCAGCAGGUGAGAUUGGGGCACCAUGAUGUAGUGCUUAGCAAUAUUCUGGAGCUGCAGCCUCAUGGGAUGCUGUUUCAUCAGGAUGUUGAAAUCUGCAUUCCCUACAUAACUCCAAGGGCAAGACAAAGGGAAGAACGGGAGGUGGUGAUAAGAACUUUUGAUGGCCAAACUUGGACUGACCUGUUUAAUAAAACACCUGCGACAGGCGGCAACGAGAGGCAGGCCAGCUGCAAAGUUUCUCACUUUUCCUGGUUUCUGGUGGUGUCACGUCUGGUAGAAGAUCGUUGUCAGGUGCCUAAGGAAGGAAUGCGCCUCUUUUCCAGUGUGAACAAUAGUAUUCGAGUUGAUUUUCCUGAAGGUUCUACAGUGGAGACUCGAACAGUUAGCAUGCAAGUUUUGCCUGUGAGCGAUAGUGAGUUACAUGAAAUUAUAGGAGACUCUGAGCCCAUCGUCAGUCCUCUCCUGUGUCUCUCUCAGAGCUCAGCAGCCAAUUUCCUGAGCCCGGUUAAAAUUCAGCUUCCUCUUCCAUCAGGGAUCACAGGUGACACUCUAAAACACUCCCACUUGCAUCUCCUCCACGGGGACCCACAAGCUCAGAUCUGGACUGACAUCACAAAUCAAGUGUUUUUAGAGACAACCCAUAUUUAUGCGCGUUUCCAAGUGAAUCAUUUUUCUUGGUACUGGCUUUGGUACACCACGAAAACAUAUGUGGAAGAUGUUGCAAAGAAAGUUUACAAGCGCCUGCGCAUGUACCAAGUCAACUUUGUGGCUCUGCAGAGGAAGAGGGAUCCAGAACAGGUGUUACUGCAGUGUGUGCCAAAGCACAAGGUGGACGCCACAGUAAAGAGGCUGCAAGAGAGAUAUAAAGGUCCAGAGCCCUCUGAUUUGAUAGAACUUGUUGAAGGAGAAAAUUUCUUUGCAGCAUUUGAACAAGGUCUCCAGCUGCACUCAGACCGACCUGAUUGUGUAGAAGGCAGAUUAUCCUUUAUUUUCUACUCACGCAUGAAAAAUAUCAAGGAAGUUUAUGUGACAUCCUCUGCCGAUAGGAAGGAAAGAGACGUCAAAGGGCAGGUGUCUUUUUAUCGUGGGCCGGUACCUGAAGGCUUGCCUGAAGAAGUCAGAACUCACAGAAGGGGUCCAGAUUCUGAUUGGAUGGCCACACUGCCAAUCAAACUACCUAAACUGAAGGGAAAGAAUGGAGUGUAUGAGCCAGGAAGCAAUGGUCGAUCAUUACCCCCUCUUAAUCUAGGCAAUGCUGAGACUGGUUACCUUACAGAAACAAAUCUGCUAAGUAUUGCUAGAAGGAUUGGAGCAGAUUGGAGGACAAUUGGCAUGAACCUGGGCCUAAGCUACAAUGACCUAGAGCGAAUUGGUUAUAACAACAGGGAAGAUUUAGACAAACAAAUCUUGGACAUGCUGUUUUCAUGGGCCAGAGUAAAUUGUGAUCAGCAGGAUUGCAUAGAAAGACUUGUGCAUGCGAUGCAGGAGAGUAACCGCCAGGACAUCGCAGAGGAGAUCCAAGCAGUGGUGACCUUGGGAAAACAGAAAUACUCAAAGUCCAUCCGUAGGUUGGGCUUGGACCAAGGGAAUAGCAGUGAAGAUUCUGCCAUAGCUAUGAGCCAAUCAUGAGCUGGGAAAAUCUCAGCUGCACUUACAACAUCCGGUCUGAAACCACAUGACAUGGACCAUUUUGGAAAUAUAUUUAAAUAUUUAAAUAGCAAUAUAUUUUCUACCAAUAUGUAGAAGCUGUAUUAUAUUUUCCCUUGAUUAUUAUGUGACAGAAUAUUUGUUUUUUGACCAACAUGUCAAUGAGGGUUGUGUCUUUUAGAACAUGAGGCCGAAUUAUCAAAUGUCUGUCGGACCUGAUCCAACAGUGCGGAUCAGGUCCGACAGACAUCGCUGAAUGCGGAGAGCAAUACGCUCUCCGUAUUCAGCAGGGGGGUGUCAGUCACCAGAAACACGGUCCCUCAAGCUCGUACGGAGCUUGAUAAAUGGGCCUUCUUGUCUAAGAAUUUGCACUUUGACUGUGACUUUAAUGUAGUGACUUUUUUAUUUAACACAGAAACAUGGAACAUUUUUACCACCUAUUUUUGUGUUAUUAUAUAUUCCCCAAUGGACCAAUAAGUAUUGGGAACCUGUGCAUGUGAUAUUUCUAUAUAGAGAGUAUAUUGUUAAAAAUGUGUGAUACACUAUGGAGAGCACUUGUGCACUGGAACAACUCUAUAAGUGUUUAUAUAUAUUAUGAUUUUUAUAAUGCAGAAGUGUACUGGAUUUUAUGUAUAAUAUUUACAGUUAUUAUUUCUUCAUGAUCCAUAAGUAGCUGGCUACUUCUCAUCACCUUAGAUCUACUGAAAUUGCAGUUUUCCAAUAUAAAAACUGACACUGGUAUCUCUAUUCUGUUACAAACAAGGUGCAAAUGAUAGGUAAUGCAGAAGUGCUUAACGCUAUCUGAUAAUAUAAACUUGACAUAUAAUUGUACUCAAAUAUGCUGUAAUAUAAAUGUUUGAUUAUGUGAAGUAAAAACGUAUACAUUAUUAUUGAUUUAGUUUCCUUGUCCUAUAAUUUCACCCCUUGCGCUAAUGCGAGGUAGAUCUACGUCAUGUGGUACAUAGCCCAUCAUACCACAUAAUGUAGAUCUACGUCAUGCGGUACAUAGCUCAUCAUACUGUGUAAUGUAGAUUUGUGCCAUGUGGAACAUAAACCAUUGUACCGUGUAAUGUAGAUCUACGUCAUGCGGUACAUAACCCAUGGUACCGCGUAAUGUAGAUCUACGUCAUGCAGUACAUAACCCAUGGUACCGAGUAAUGUAGAUCUACGUCAUGCGGUACAUAACCCAUGGUACUGCGUAAUGUAGAUCUAAGUCAUGCGGUACAUAACCCAUAAUACCCCGUAUUGUAGAUCUACAUCAUGCGGCACAUAACCCAUUAUACCCCAUAAUGAAGAUCUACGUCAUGCGGUACAUAACCCAUUGUACCGCGCAAUGUAGCUCUAUGUCAUGCGGUACAUAACCCAUUGUACCGUGUAAUGUAGCUCUAUGUCAUGCGGUACAUAACCCAUCAUACCGUGUAAUGUAGAUCUAUGUCAUGCGGUACAUAACCCAUCGUACCGUGUAAUGUAGAUCUAUGUCAUGCAGUACAUAACCCAUCGUACCGUCUAAUUUAGAUCUUUGUAAUGCGGUACAUAACCCAUUAUACCCCAUAAUGAAGAUCUACGUCAUGCAGUACAUAACCCAUUGUACAGUGUAAUGUAGAUCUAUGUCAUGCGGUACAUAACCCAUCAUACCGUGUAAUGUAGAUCUAUGUCAUACGGUACAUAGUCCAUUGUACCGUGUAAUGUAGAUCUACGUCAUGCAGUUCAUACUCAAUCAUACUGCGUAAUGUAGAUCUACGUCAUGCAGUACAUAGCCCAUCACACUGCGUAAUGUAGAUCUAUGUCUUGCUGUAGAUAGCCCAUUGUACCGCAUAAUGUAGAUCUACGUCGGACCUGAUGAUGAUGUGUUCAACAUUGUUUUUUUUAAUUUCACAUGAUUCAAUCAUCAUUAAAAAAGACCCAUUGAUUUUGUUGGCAUGUGCAAAGCUAUUUUUUUUUUCCGGUCCUAGCAUGUGCAGAUCAGUGGUUGAUAUCAUUCAUACUGGUAUAUCUGGUGGGUGCUGAGCAAAUAUAUUCUGUCUGUCUAUUUUGCUGUUAAUAUUUAGUCUAUAACUUGUGGUCUGGUGAAUUGUGAUAGUUCAGAUGUUGAAAAAGGCAUAUCAGGAGCUGAAAAACAUGAUGAUCAAGUUUGAAAUUAAGUAGUAUGAUAUAUCCAAAGAAUUGGAUAAACGAUAGGGGGCGUGUAAAAAAAUUACCAAAAUUUUGAAAUCAACCCCAUAAUGACUGUGGCUAUCCUUGUCUACUCCGGUAACAGGUCUGGAUUGGCUCUUCCAAAUAAGGCAUGUGUUGAGUAGAAUUUGGCUACUGAAAAACAAUUGCAGCUUACAAAUAUUUUUAAACUCCCCAGUAUGUUAGUUUAUUGCAAGCCUACAGAAAAAGUCCUGUAAUUACAAAGGGCUAGAUUACGAGUGGAGCGCAAAUUUGUACUCCCGCGAGUACUUUAUCUGCACUCAACUUUUUUUUACCAUUGCGCACGUAUUACAGGUCAAAAAUAAAUCAUUUGGGCUCUAGUGGUCACAUUCUCACGCAGAGAAAAAGACUUUACAAAGUUGCGGCACAAUAUCAUAUUUAAAAUAUGCAUAACUAACUUUGUUUAAAAAAUGCUUACUUAUUUUUAUGGUGGUGUUUACACUCCGGCUGGAGUGCUAAAUACCGCUCCAAUUGUAAUCUAGCCCUUUGUGUUUUAGGAGCUAGAAUACUGGUUCAUUAGACAAAAUUUAUUAAAACUGUUUUAUCCACUAAUAAAAAAUGAAUUUUAUUGAAA
Messenger RNA from Bombina bombina (fire-bellied toad), 5736 nucleotides. RefSeq names its product p53-induced death domain protein 1 (gene PIDD1). The coding region runs from base 273 to 2951 and encodes 892 amino acids. The record is from RefSeq and is a predicted model, not a curated record. The transcript has 16 exons. NCBI's taxonomy places the organism in Eukaryota, Metazoa, Chordata, Amphibia, Anura, Bombinatoridae. Gene Ontology annotation, biological process: signal transduction. Gene Ontology annotation, molecular function: protein binding.